Molecule: messenger RNA, 1821 nt
Organism: Rosa rugosa (rugosa rose)
Lineage: Eukaryota; Viridiplantae; Streptophyta; Magnoliopsida; Rosales; Rosaceae
Product: UPF0481 protein At3g47200-like
Exons: 1
Coding region: 103-1578 (491 amino acids)
Source: RefSeq, a predicted model, not a curated record
CCAGAAGUUUCUGUGGCAUAUCUUAGUUCUUACUAUACAAGCAAACACUAGAACCAGUACACAAAGAGUGAAAGUUGCCUUAUUUAGACAGGAACUUUGAAAAUGGCACGAAAUGAAGACUUGGCUUCCAUGAAUGAAGCUCCAGAACGGAGCAUCACAAUUGAUGACAAGUUAUCCAACGAGGAGGAGUUGUUCAAACACAUAAAAGGAGCAAAAGAAAAGCUAGCUCAGUUUCAAAGUUCAAAACCAAAGAUCCAAAGGGUUCCCGACAUGCUUAGAGAUCAGUCAGAUCACCAAAGGGUUCCCGACAUGCUUAGAGAUCAGUCAGAUCACCGAAAUUUCGAGAAAUACUAUGAGCCAAGGGCAGUAGCAAUUGGUCCUUUCCAUCAUUAUAAACCAAGGUGUCAACUGGCAGAGAAGUUCAAGCUUGCACUGGCAGAAAAAUUUAUCGAAGACAGCGGCUGUCAAGUUGAAGAUUUGCACAAGAUCAUUGAGGAUCACAUCAACACACUAAAGGACUGCUAUGAUGAGGAAGUAACAAGGUCCUACACCGACGAGGCCCUCACACACUUGUUAUUCUUAGAUGGGUGUUCAACCUUACAGUUCAUAUAUUCGUUUAUGCAUGGUGAGUUGGCAGAAUUCAAGAUCAAGAGGGAUCAGGUUGCUUUUGCAGAACAGGAUUUGUUCUUGCUAGAAAACCAACUCCCUUACCAAGUCCUCAAGCUGUUGAUGAGCUUAAGUGCCAAAGAGGGGAACUUGAAGGCCGCAAUCGAUGGAUUUGUUGGAAGGAACAUCAUGGCAGCAGAAAAAAAAAGGAAAUCAAGUCAACCAGGAGAUAGUGUCAUAAACAUGGAAAAGCCCACUCCCAUGGAAGAGCCCACUCAUCUUCUCGAGCUUCUCCGGACAAAAAUGCUAGGCCCCAAAGCUGACGACGGCGAGAAGAUAAAAUCUGAAGAUGGCCAACUAUCGUUCCGCAACAUACAGGAGCUUAAAGCAGCAGGGAUCCAUUUAAGGCGUAGUAAGACAGGGACCUUGAGGGACAUAUCUUUUACUCAACCUCUAGGGCUUCUAGGCUUUGUAGGAUUCCUAUAUCUUCCACCAAUAUCAGUAGACGACUCCAUGAGGCCUAAGUUCUUGAAUUUAAUAGCCUAUGAAAUGUGUCCUGAUUUCCAAAAUGACUUUGAUGUCACCUCUUACAUAUGCCUUCUCGAUUCACUAAUUGAUCAUCCAGAUGAUGUUAAACAGCUAAGGUCGGCACGCGUACUACACAACUUACUUGGUAGUGAUGAAGAGGUGGCUCAAAUUUUCAAUGAGAUAGGUACUGACUUGGUGCCUAACAGUGACAUAUACCUCAAUGUCAAAGUUAAAUUAGAAAAGCACUACAAAAACAGGGGGAAAACCUGGAUGGCUCAAUUCUGUCACGAUCAUUUCAGUAGCCCCUGGACUAUCCUGGCUUUCCUUGGUGUUCUAGCAGCUCUGGGGUUAAGCGGCAUCCAGACUUGGUACACAAUCAAAUCUCCCCCCUCUGCCUGCGAUGCUGUAUGCGAGUACUUGAAGAAACAGCUAAAAAUAGAGUGAUGCACACACACAGAGGUACAAAAAUCAAGUUUGGUUCUUCCUAAAAUGGUUUCUGCUUUUGGUUAGUUUGAUUCCCAGCUUCAGCUCUCAUUAGGCAGAUAUGAAGCUGAACAUGUACUGUUAUUUCUUCACUUAGCUUAAGCUUUUAUCAUAAUGUAAUUCAAUAUUCAUGUGUGGAACGAUGUAAUUUCAUGAUGAGUUUCUCGAGUUUAAUCAGCACCUUUGAUAAAAUCGAGUCUGAUG